This is a messenger RNA of Suillus fuscotomentosus, 456 nucleotides long. RefSeq lists its product as uncharacterized. The transcript has 3 exons. Lineage: Eukaryota; Fungi; Basidiomycota; Agaricomycetes; Boletales; Suillaceae. The record is from RefSeq and is a predicted model, not a curated record. The annotation marks the transcript as partial.
UCUAGCGUCAAGGCUGGUAUUCGCGACCGUACAACAGCUUUUAUUGUUUCCGAGAAUUCAUGGCCGUCGUUCAUGUAUGAGAACUAUGAAGCUGAUACCAAGAACCUGGAGCGCGGGCUUUUUAAGUCGAAGCUACUAAUUAUGGGUUUAAAGGCCAUAUUUACUUCUCCUUCUUCUGCUAAUGAAGUGGAUGGCGAGGGUGAUGGCGCCGACAUUAUUGAGAAUAACCGGCACACCCGGAGACGAACCAAUCAAGCCAAGGUAAAGACAUGCGUUGCCUCUAUCAUAGGUAUGAGGAAGGUAACUCCUCGCGCAAUAGCAUAUGCGGCUUGCCAAAUUCGAUUUGCACUUUCCAACCUCACGUCCUGGCGCACAGUAGAUGGAGAUUUUGAUUACCAUCUUUUCUGGAACAAUGUGGUGGACUUCUUCAAGGAUGCCCCAGGACCAGCUGCGUGA